Musa acuminata subsp. malaccensis (wild Malaysian banana) is the source of this 4889-nucleotide messenger RNA. Its product is annotated as phosphatidylinositol 4-kinase beta 1. Lineage: Eukaryota; Viridiplantae; Streptophyta; Magnoliopsida; Zingiberales; Musaceae. Gene Ontology annotation, biological process: phosphatidylinositol phosphate biosynthetic process; phosphatidylinositol-mediated signaling. Gene Ontology annotation, molecular function: 1-phosphatidylinositol 4-kinase activity. Gene Ontology annotation, cellular component: cytoplasm; membrane. The record is from RefSeq and is a predicted model, not a curated record.
CUCUUCCCCCCCUCUCUCUCUCUUUCUCGCAUCGUCGACUACGAUGCCGGAGCGAAGAGGAGAAGAUAUAUACGUGAUGAGGAGGCGAAUCCAAGCGCAGGAAAAGGGCCAAGUCGUGGAACUGCCCGAUUCGAAUUCGACUCGCUUCUCUCCCCGUUGAUGCCGCGGUUUCUUGGAUGAUUUCGUCGCUAUUCGUAGAUUCCCUUCCGCAUUUCGCCUCUUGUUGCUCGAUUUCGUUCAUAAUUUUGAUCCGUCUUCCGACCUUGAGAACCCUAGCUGGGGUUUGCUCCCUCGGAUUCUAGGGUUUUUGCUGCGAUUCUGAUCGGGUACUGCCCUAGGGUUCCGAAUCUUUGGUUCGAUUGGAAGCUCCGCCUAGGGUUUCGUGUCCCAUGGCGGAUUGACGAUGGUGCGGCUGCUGGGAUUGAGGAGCUUCGGGCUCGAUCCGUCCCCCCGCGAGAUAACCCGGACGGGGCCCGUCUCCGGGGAGGGAAGCGGCGGCGGUGGCGGGGAGAAGGGGUGGCUGAUCCGGUUCUUUGAUUCGGCCUUCUUCUGCGAGUGGAUCGCCGUGAGCUAUCUCUACAAGCACGACCACGAUGGCGUCCGGGAUUACCUCUGCAACAGGAUGUACACCCUCCCCCUUCCGGGAAUUGAGAGCUACCUCUUCCAGAUCUGUUACAUGCUUAUUUACAAGCCGAGCCCUUCCCUUGACAAAUUCGUCAUUGAUACGUGCUCUAAGGCCCUCCGGAUCGCCCUUAAGGUCCACUGGUUCCUCAUGGCGGAGCUCGAGGACUCUGAGGACAGUGAGGGGAUCAGCCGGAUCCAGGAGAAGUGUCAGAUCGCUGCCACACUAAUGGGCGAGUGGCCACCGCUGGUCCGGCCGCCACCUCCCCCACCUAGCACUCCAUCCAGCCCCAAGAGCAACCCGGUGCUUAAUCGGUUACUAUCCUCCAAGCAGAAGCUGUUGUCACUGGCAUCAUCGUCAACAUUGGGCUCUAGUCCCUUGGGCGAUGAGGCCAGCCGAGGCAACAACGGCAAUGAUGGUAACAACAAGGGCUUGCUGUCUUCAGAGGAAAACAAGCUUUUAAAGAAACUGAUCCCAGGGCCAAAAGUACGAGAUGCAUUGCUCUUUAGGAAGUCCUUGGAAAGGGACGGGGAGGACGAGCCAGAAAAGGAGGGGUUUUUAAGAAGUCUUCUUAGGGAUAGCAAGGGCAAGGAGGAGGAUGCAGAUAAAGAUGGAUUCUUUCGGAGACUUCUCAGAGAUAGCAAGGAUGAAGAAGAUGAGCUGACUGCAAGCUCAGAGGGUUUUCUCAAGAGGUUGUUUCGUGAUAAAGAAGAGAAGUUAGGCGAGGAUGAUGAGAAGGAGAAGGAGGGGUUCUUUCGGAGGAUUUUCAAAGACAAGAGUGAGGAGAAGAAAGACGGUGGGCAUGAUAAGAAUGAGGGGGAAGAUAAGGCCAGUGACAAUAUUGAGGUCGAUGAGAAGGAGAAUUUCUUUCAUAGGCUUUUCAAAGAGAAGCAUGAAGGAAGAAAAGAUAAUGUCUACGAGAGAAAUGAGCAGAAAGACAAGGCUAAUGGGAGUAUUGAGGAAGAAAAAGAUGGUUUUUUCCGUAGGAUUUUUAAGGAUAAGAAUGAAGAAAAAAAAGAGAGUGGGCAUGAUAAGAGCGAAGAGGGGGUAAAGGUCAAUAGGAGUCCUGAGGAAGAUGAUAAAGAUAGGUUCUUCCAUAGGUUUUUCAAAGAAAAGAGUGAAGAAAAAAAGGAUGGUGGGCAUAAUAGGGAUGAAGAGGACAAGUCCAAGAAAAGUAUCGAGGAUGACGGUAUUUUUCGCAGGCUUUUCAAGGACAAGAAUGAAGAAAAAAAGGCUGUUGGACAUGAUAAGCACGAAAAUGAUAAAUGUAACAGAAGCAUAGAGGAAGUGGAAAAGGAGGGUUUCUUUCAUAGGCUUUUCAAGGACAAGCAUGAGGACAAGAAAGUUGAAGGCCAUGAUAGAAAUGAGGAAGAUAGUAAGGGUAGCGAGGUUUUUGAGGGGGAAGAGACUUCAGAAAUUUUGUCAUUUCGUAGGUUGUUCAGGGUUCAUCCUGAAGAGUCAAAGUCUUCAAGUACCAAUGACAAUGGUACCCUUGAGAACAGUCCUGGUGCAGAGAAUUUCUUCCGGCGGUUGUUUCGAGACCGAGAUCGAUCUAUAGAAGAUUCCGAGUUACUUGGCGCGAAGAUCCAGAAGGAUAAAUGUCCUGGGUCACCAAGACAGCAGAAUGAAAAGUCAUAUGGAAAACCACCUUUACCUAAUAAUGUGAUAUCAGAAAUUCGGAAAGGUUCUUACCAUGCUUCAUUGGAAUUUGUUCAGUCAUUAUGUGAGACAUCAUACGGCCUGGUGGACAUCUAUCCCAUUGAAGAUCGCAAAAUUGCACUUCGAGAGACUCUCACCGAGAUCAAUUCUCAUAUUGCUGAGGCCCAAAAGGAUGGAGGAGUGUGCUUUCCAAUGGGAAAGGGAAUGUAUCGGGUGGUUCAUAUACCUGAAGACGAAGCUGUUCUCCUUAACUCCAGGGAGAAGGCACCUUACCUAAUAUGCGUUGAGGUUUUAAAAUGUGAAACACCCAGUCAUACAAAGGCAUCUUCUGAUGCUCAAAAGCUCUCUAGCAGAGGAAUUCCGUUGGCCAAUGGAGACGCACAAUUGCCAAAGCCUCCUCCAUGGGCAUAUCCUCUAUGGAGUAAAAAUGACAUUUAUAGUUAUGAUGCUGAUGGGAUGUUAAAGUCUACCUCCCAGGCUAUUGAUCAAGCAAUGGCUAAGUUAUGGGAGGCAAAAGUAAAAUUUGUCGAUGUUCGUUUCUCAAUUGAAAAUAAGUUGGUUGACCACUCAGAGGCUAGUCAGGAGAUUGACUCAGAAUGGAAGACCCAACAAGCUACAGUAAAUCAUGAAAAUCUGGCUAGCAAGUCAACCACAGAUAACGAUCGAACUUUGGAAUGGAUUACAGUUAAUUUAUCUGCAGUCCCGGGGAUUAACAUGGAAGAUGUAGAAGAUCAAGAGCCAUCACGUCCAAAAGAUCAUCGUCGUGUUCCAAGCACAAUUGCCAUUGAGGAAGUAAAGGCAGCAGCAGCAAAGGGACAGACUCCCCCUGGACUUCAUCUGAAAGGAGCUGGACAGGAUUUGCAGAAUGCGGAACCAAAGGUGAUAAAUGGUUGCAUCCCAAAACCAAGUGAUGCUUUGUCUGGUGAACUCUGGGAGGUGAAGAAAGAGAGAAUUCGGAGGUUAUCAGCAUAUGGAAAGUCACCUGGUUGGGACUUGCGUUCUAUCAUUGUGAAGAGUGGGGAUGAUUGCAGACAGGAGCAUCUAGCUGUACAACUAGUUUCACAUUUCUAUGACAUAUACCAAGAGGCUGGCCUUCCACUGUGGUUAAGACCUUAUGAAGUUCUAGUUACUUCUUCUUAUACAGCCCUAAUUGAGACUAUACCUGAUACGGCAUCAAUACAUUCAAUAAAGAGUAGGUUCCCAAAUAUCUCAAGUUUGCGUGAUUAUUUUGUGGCCAAAUAUGAAGAAAAUUCUCCAAACUUUAAGCUUGCCCAGAGGAAUUUUGUUGAGAGCAUGGCGGGAUAUUCCAUAUUAUGCUACUUGCUUCAGGUGAAGGAUAGACACAAUGGAAACAUUUUAUUGGAUGAAGAAGGGCAUAUCAUUCAUAUUGAUUUUGGUUUCAUGCUUUCUAAUUCUCCUGGUGGUGUGAAUUUUGAAAGUGCUCCCUUUAAGUUGACUCGGGAGCUUCUUGAGGUAAUGGACUCCGAUGCAGAAGGAACUCCAAGCGAGUUCUUUGACUAUUUUAAGGUUCUGUGCAUUCAAGGUUUUCUUACUUGCCGUAAGCAUGCAGAACGUAUAAUACUUCUUGUUGAGAUGCUGCAGGACUCUGGAUUCCCUUGCUUUAAAGGCGGAAUUCGGACAAUACAAAAUUUGAGGAAGAGGUUCCAUCUAAGUCUUACAGAAGAGCAAUGUGUCUCCUUGGUGCUUUCCUUGAUCAGUAGCAGCUUAGAUGCAUGGCGAACAAGGCAAUAUGAUUACUACCAGCGAGUACUUAAUGGAAUACUGUGAGGCGAAAUCGUAUUACAACUUGCAGUUUCUCCUGCUGGAAAGAAAAUCUUGGGAAACAUGCUAAAGCAAACGAAGCGUAUGAAGCUCACCUCAGGCUAACUGUUGUAGCUCAUCACUUCUUACGUCUUGGUGACUACCUCAAGGAAGAUUAAGAAAGUUUCAGUGCCAUUAUCAUGGGAAAAGAAAGUGUCUAGGUCAGUCCAGCUGCAGUAUGGAAACUUAAGAUGGCCAAAAUGCUCUGGCAAUAUUGUUUUGGGUUAGAGUGAAAGCUGAAUUCGUGCUUUGUUGUAGAUAGUGAAGUAGCAUCAUGAAGAUAGAAAUUGUAGAAGUCAGUGACUGUACAGAAGAUGAUAUCAGGGCCAUUAAGGAUUACAAAUUGCUCCACUUGUUAGCCUCAUGUGACUAAAUCCAAGAUGACAAGUUGAGGUUGCAAGAUUAGAUUUAUUUUUUUUCUUCACGGAGUCCAGAAGGAAGGUGGCAAGCGAUGGACAAGUAGCUUCUCGUCUGUGCUUUCUCUGGGUGGUUGUCAUUUCUCGUGUUACCAGCACUUGUUCAAUCUGCAAUUCCUUGUUAGCAUCACAUCCCUGAUGCUUGCGGCAGAUUUUUGGGAUACAGUUUUUAAAUACCUUGUACAAGUUCUCAUCUCUGUUUGUUUGUACACCAGUAUAUUGUGUUCUUGACUUUUGUCGGUUGAUACUCUAAAGCGGUUUUCGACUGGGGGUGGUGGGGGUUAAAACCUUGAGAGAUGGCGAAACCUUUCUAUUGGUAACUUGUCAAGAUAUACCUUGAUGGUAAUUUGCAAAUAUGAAGUAGUAUUAAA